UAAGUCACGUCACACGAGAUUUGUUUACGAAAUAAAAGGAAAAAUAAUAUCUAAUAUUUUUUUGCGAAUCUGUUUGAUGGUCUAAACAGAUUUAUUUUUGUCAAAUGUCAUGCAAAUAAAUGCGACAGUAGAUAACACUAAGCCGUCUCUUUUCCGCAACUAGGUAACACAAAAUGGGUAAUAACAAGGAAAAAUGUUCCUUAGAUCGACUGUUAUUAACUCAUUAUUCUCAGUAAAGCGAACGCUUAACACGUUAAAAUGAAGCGCGCUGUUCUUGUUUUCGCAUUUAUAACUGUCAUAGUAAUUGUUGCUUUACGGUUCCAAAGCUGGUUAGUGAUGAUCAAAAGUGGCUUUUUAAAUGAUUAUACGAAUGUCAUAGAGUCGGAAUUCAAUUGGUAUUUGAGGAAUUUCAAUAAGUCUUAUAGUACGUCGGAGUAUAACAUCAGAUUAUGGAACUUUAAGGCAUCGCUAGAAGAAAUAAAUAGAUUGAAUGCCCUAGAGGGCGCCACUGUCUUCGGGUUUACAAAAUUCUCUGACAUGUCUAAGGAAGAGUUUGUUGAGCGCAUGUUACUGAAGCCUUCUUAUGUGGGCCCGUGUUAUGAAAAGCACCAAGUUUGUGUUGAUACAGACGGGUAUAGUAACAAUAGGACGUGGGAUAGUGAUGACGAUGUUCCUUCCUACUUCGAUUGGCGCGAGAAAGGCAUUGUAUUCCCGGUCCUGAAUCAAAGAUUGUGCAUGGGGUGCUGGGCUUUCAGCAUCGUCGGUGUGAUGGAGUCCAUGGCUGCUAAACAGGGGAUUGACCAUCAGAGGAGGAGUAUUCAGGAAUUGAUUGACUGUUCAUAUUACAACGAUGGUUGUAGAGGCGGCAACGUGUAUCGAGCGUUAGAUUUCCUCUGCCGGAAGUCAAAGCCGGUAGAAAUAGUCACAGAGGAAGAAUACCCUCUAACUUUAUCUGGUGAGCAGCACUGCGUCAUGCCUCCUAACCCUGUUGGACGACGAAUAAAAGAGUUUACAUAUCAAUGUCAUGUGGACGAAGAAAAAAUGGUGCGUCAAGUGGCUACACAUGGGCCCUUAGUAGCUAUAGUCGACGCCAGGAAUUGGAUGAACUAUAUAGGCGGUAUUAUUCGGAGAUCUUGCUCGGCUGGAGUAUCCAACCAUGUGAUCCAGAUUGUAGGAUAUUCAAAAAAUAAUACAGAUGAUAUUCCAUACUUUUUGAUUCGGAACUCGUUUGGAGAAGACUUUGGAGACCACGGCUACGUCAGGAUAGGUCUUCACGGCAACGUCUGCGGUAUAAGGGACCAAGUUACAAUGCUUGAUGUGGUGUAAGAAUGUUAAACCGUUAGGCUGCCGUUUCCAACAAGCUGUUCUGAACGAGGCAAAUAAAGCGAUUUUAUUGUUUCCUUUACAAACACAUCCCUCGCUGCGCGUCCUCGCACAUCUCUGGUGGAAACGCAGCCUUAGAAUUAAAAAAGGAUUAAAAUAUUAAAUAUACGUUAAAUGAAUAAUUACCACUUGUGAUGUCUGCUGAGUUUGUAUAAAAUUAUAAUAAUUCAGAAGAAGAUAUCUUUUUUUUAACAUAACUAAAUAUCAAUUUAUUAAGGCUAAACACAUAACAAGGAUCGGAUACUUAAAUUAAGUAAGACUGAUUAAAUUUGAAGUGAACAUUUUAC
This is a messenger RNA of Trichoplusia ni (cabbage looper), 1670 nucleotides long. RefSeq names its product cathepsin O-like. Gene Ontology annotation, molecular function: cysteine-type endopeptidase activity. The record is from RefSeq and is a predicted model, not a curated record. The transcript is spliced from 6 exons. NCBI's taxonomy places the organism in Eukaryota, Metazoa, Arthropoda, Insecta, Lepidoptera, Noctuidae. Bases 259 to 1326 code for a protein of 355 amino acids. Gene Ontology annotation, cellular component: lysosome.